Messenger RNA from Auxenochlorella protothecoides, 2130 nucleotides. RefSeq names its product 2,3-bisphosphoglycerate-independent phosphoglycerate mutase 1. Gene Ontology annotation, biological process: pyridoxal 5'-phosphate salvage. Gene Ontology annotation, molecular function: metal ion binding; pyridoxal kinase activity. NCBI's taxonomy places the organism in Eukaryota, Viridiplantae, Chlorophyta, Trebouxiophyceae, Chlorellales, Chlorellaceae. The record is from RefSeq and is a predicted model, not a curated record. Bases 1 to 2130 code for a protein of 709 amino acids. The transcript has 8 exons.
AUGGCCCCGGAACGCAUCGCCUUCGUGCUCAUAGAUGGCCUGGGUGACGUCAACGAAGCAGGGCUGGGGGGCCGGACACCAUUGCAAGCAGCCCACACCCCAUUCCUCGAUGCCAUCGCCGCGGCGGGGCUGAAUGGCUUGAUGGACCCGGUGGCCCCGGGCCUGGCAUGCGGCUCCGACACCGCCCACCUCUCCCUGCUAGGUCAUGACCCCCGCGCCUGCUACCGCGGCCGCGGCGCGUUCGAAAGCCUGGGGGCCGGCCUGCUCAUGGACCCCGGGGACAUCGCCUUCAAGGCCAAUUUUGCGACGCUGGACCCGGCCAGCGGCAUCGUGCUGCGCCGCCGCGCCGACCGCCGCUUCGAGGCCGAGGGGCCUGUCCUCUGCGCCGCGCUGGACGGCUUGCCCAUCCCCGGCUUCCCGGAGCUCGGCCUGCGCGUGCGCUACGCCACCGAGCACCGGGCGGGGGUGGUCAUCGCCGGGCCGGGACUGACGGACGCCAUCACCGGCACCGACCCGCUUCGGGACGGUCUGCCCCUGCUGGACCCGGCCCCUGUGGAGGAGGAGCGAGGGGGGUAUGGCGAGCAAGGAAACGGGGCGGCAGACGGCUCUGGAGUGGAGGCUGGUGGCGGCCAGGGCACCGAUGCAGAGGGCAACAUGGGGGGGCCGCCCGGCGACGAGCCGGCAGGCCCUCGGAAGGAGAGGCCCCCUCCCAGCGCUCGCAGCGCCGCGUGCUACAGCGCGGCAGCCACCAGGGCCGCCAGCGAUGCGAUGCGUGCGGCGCUGGCCCGCCACCCGAUCAACGCGGAGCGUGUCUCACGCGGCCUCCCUCCCGCCAACGUCGUGCUCCUGCGCGGCUGCGGGGCGCGCCUGGCGCUGCCGGCCUUCCCCGCGCGGCACGGCCUGCGCGGCGGCGUGGCGGCGCCCACGCGCAUCAUCCGCGGCCUGGCCCUGACCCUGGGCAUGGCCGCGCUGGACGUGCCGGGGGGCACCGGGGACUACCACACCGCGCUGCACGCCAAGGCGCAGGCGGUCGCCGCCGCGCUUUCCGCCCACCGCCUGGACUUGGGCUUCCUGCAUGUGAAGGCAGUGGAUGACGCGGGGCAUGAUGGCAGCGCCGCACACAAAGCCGCGCUGCUGGGCGCCGUGGACGCCAUGGUCGGGCAGCUGCUGGCGCGCCUGGCGCGCGCCCGGCUGGACAGCGGGGAGGAAGGAGGUGUCGGCGAGUAUACCAUUGUGGUGACGGGGGACCAUUCGACCCCGGUGGCCACCAUGGAUCACUCCUGCGAGCCGGUGCCGGUCGCCAUCGCCCACCUUCGACACGUGGAGAUGGGAAAGCCCUCAUCUGCGCAGACCUUCGGGGACAGCGUCUCCUCGUUUGAUGAGUCAGCCGCUGGCGCUGGAGGCCUGGGCCGUUUCCCUGGGUCACAGCUCAUGCCCCUCAUCAAGCACUUUGCUGGCCAUGUGGUGGCAGGGUGCGUGGGCAACAAGGCAGCCGUAUUUCCCCUGCAGCUCCUGGGCUUCGAGGUGGAUGCCGUGAACACCGUGCAGUUCAGCAACCACACGGGCUACCCCCUGUGGAAGGGGAAGGUGCUGAGUGGGGAGGAGUUGUGGGACCUCAUAGAUGCCAUGGAGACCAAUGGGCUCCUGUCCCAGUACACCCACCUGCUCACUGGGUUCAUAGGGUCUCUCUCGCUCCUUCACACCAUACACCGUGUGCUUCUGAAGCUUCGAGAAUACAACCCGGCCCUCGUGUAUGUGUGCGACCCGGUGCAGGGUGACAACGGCCAGCUGUACGUGUCUCCAGACCUCCCACCCGCAUUCCGGAGCGAGUUGACGCCCAUCGCCACCAUCAUGACGCCCAACCAGCUGGAGGCAGAGCUGCUGACGGAGCGCAGCAUCGGCAGCGUGCAGGAGGCCCUGGACGCCUGUGCCCAGCUCCACCGCCUGGGGCCCCAUACGGUUGUGAUCACCAGCUUGGACUUGGAACCAGACCACGUGACCGUGCUCGCGAGCACAACGCAGCCUCAGGCAGAGGGCGCGCUUUCCACCUUUCGUAUCCUGGUGCCGCGGGUGCAGGCCUACGUCACCGGCACAGGCGAGCUGGGGGGGGAUGAGUACAGGGUGAAGUGA